AGCGAAAGCAGUUUCAUGUGGCUUGCUCUCUUAUCACCAGCUUCCUAACUCGUCAAGAGUCAAGACGUCCCGCCUGCAUCCAAUUUUAGACCAGCUUCAAUCCUUCAAAUGCUGCAGACGCCAUGAUUGGUUGCUGCACAUCCAGCUCCUGAACAUCGCAUCACUACAAAACCACGCGACACCUCUCUUGCCAUGUGGGUAUUACUGACAUCUGGUCAGUAUGAAUUCUGCUGUUUGCUCGCCUGCUGCUGACAGUGCUUUCGGACCUGCGGUCGAGGGUUGCCGACGAAGCUUCGACUUUACAUUCGCUUUCGAGUCGUACUUUUUCUCCAUCGUGCCUUCUGUCCUGUUGCUUUGUUUCGCUCCUCUGAGAUUGAAGACCUUGAGUCGUAUCCGACCUAAGAUUCAAGCCAAUGCUUUCAAAUAUGUCAAAUUGUCUGUUAUUGCAGUUCUUGCUAUCCUUCAACUCACCUUGAUUGGUCUUUUCGCCGAUAGCCCUCAGCUUCAAGCAUGGAAACCGGCAACGGCAGCUUCAGUACUUUCUUUUGCUUCCAGUAUUGCCGUUCUUACUCUAUCGUACAUGGAACACUCGCGCUCGCUGCGGCCAUCAAUGCUUCUCAACGCCUACCUCUUCAUCACCACAAUGUUCGAUGCUGCUACCCUUCGCACCCUCUGGCUCCUUACACACUUAUCGCCUCGCAUCCGCAAUAUCUUCACCAUAGCCUUUGUUAUCAAAACCGUGGUUCUAUUGCUCGAGGCAAGAGGAAAGAGAAGCUACGUCAAAACCGAGCGGAAUAAGAGCCCAGAAGAUUUCAGUGGGCUGUAUGGGCAAGCUUUGUUGUCGUGGUUGAAUGGGCUGGUCUGGAGGGGCGCGAGACAUCUUUUAAAGCCUGAGGAUUUGUAUGACAUUAGCGAGGAUAUAGCUUCUGAGGGGUUGAGUAAGAGAUUCAUCGAUGAGUGGGAGUUACAGUCGAAGACUGGAUCAGCAGAUCUGAAGAAGGUCAUCUUUCAACUACUCAAAUGGCCGAUACUGGUCCCAAUCGUUCCUAGGCUGGCACUUCUAGCUCUUACAUUCUGUCAACCUAUACUGCUUAAGCGACUACUAGACUAUAUCAACAACUCGGACGCAGAAAGCGUGAACAUAGGGUACGGGCUCAUUGGCGCCUACUUCAUCGUCUAUGUUGGACUUGCGACGACCUCUGCCAUGUACUGGCACCGACAUUACAGAUUUCUCAGCAUGCUUCGAGGAACACUGAUAACAUCGGUCUACAGCAAAGCAAUAAACCUCAGUACUGUUGAGAAAGAUAACAAGGCAUCCCUCACGUUGAUGAGCACUGAUGUCGAGCGAACAACUCGGGGCCUUAUCGAUCUGCAUGAGAUGUGGGCAAAUAUUCUUCAGGUUGCUAUUGCUACAUGGUUAAUCGAGAUUGAGCUGGGUGCUGCUUGUGUUGGUCCUGUCAUCAUUGCUCUAGCUGCGACCGGUACCACUAUCUGGUUCUCUGGAUACACAAACUCAUUCCAACUUCGCUGGAUCGACAAGGUCCAAGAGAGAAUUGGCAUCACUACUUCCAUACUCGGUUCCAUGAAGGCUAUCAAGCUUGCUGGACUGAACAUUCGUGUGUCGAAUUUGUUACGUCGGUCUCGUGUCACCGAACUUGAUGCUGCAACACGCUUUCGCACACUCUCAGCCGUUUCGGUUGCGAUAGGCAAUGUUCCUCAGCUCAUUGCUCCGGUUCUGACGUUUGCAAUCUAUAUCGGCAUAUCUUCUAAGGAUCACCAUGCACUCGAUACGACCAAACUGUUCACUUCGCUUGCUCUGAUCCUGCUUGCCUCGGAACCCUUGUUUAUGCUGAUGGGUGGUCUUAUAGAGCUACGGUCGGCCAUUGGAUGUUUUGCACGACUGGAGUCCUUUUUACAUUCGCAAUCUCGAAUUGAUACUCGGACGCUCAUAUCUCCUAGCAACAACCACAAGCAACCUAGCGAUAGAGCCGUUCUGGCUCAUCCUGAUGCUAUUGUUACGCACAACGCAUUAUUUGGUUGGAAAGAAGGAAAUCCACCUAUUAUCAAGAACAUUAGUCUUCGCGUACCUCCAUCGAAACUGGUCAUGGUUGCCGGUCCCGUAGCCUGUGGUAAAAGUACAUUGUUGAAAGGUCUACUUGGCGAGACACCUCUGUCGGAGGGACGAGUCGAACUCUCGAGUUUCAAUAUUGCUUAUUGCGAACAAACUGCUUGGCUCACGAACGCAUCCAUUCAGCGCAACAUUAUCAACUUCUCAGCAUUCGACUCCGACCUUUACUCGUCAGUGAUACACGCAUGCGAUCUUGACAGUGAUCUGGAGGCAUUGCAAAAGGGCGACGCAACCGUAGUUGGGAGUAAGGGGUUUGCAUUAAGUGGUGGACAGAAACAAAGAAUCGCUUUGGCUCGCGCAGUGUAUGCGAGAUGCUCAAUCAUCGUCCUGGACGAUGUUUUUAGUCAACUCGACUUGAGUACUCAGUCCAUCAUAUUCGGACGUCUUCUGGGUCCGCAAGGUCUGCUACGCAGAUGGAAGACCACCGUUAUACUGACAGUUGGAACAUCCAAACUCUUCUCUCAAGCCGAUCAUAUUGUGGUACUUUCUUCUGAAGGUACAGUCGAUGACCAAGGUACCUUCCAGGAAUUGUGUACUCGGGGUAACAAUGCAGCCAAAUACAUCAUAUCAGCCGAAGAAGAUGCUCUCGACCAAAGCUCGACAAAGUCUACCUAUACCGAAGAUUUAACCAAAGCUAGAAUGGUCUAUGCUCAACAUGGCGACUAUCAGACUGACGACAAGAAGCUGGAUGCUGCUCGUCAACAGGGCGAUUUCAGCAUCUACCGAUACUACCUAGCUUGUAUUAGCUGGACUGUAGCGGCCAUCUUCUUACUUUUGCAGCUCGUAUAUGCAUUCCUCUCAACUUUUCCCACGAUCUGGCUCAAAUGGUGGGCAGAUGCGAAUAUGCGGGAGUCUGGUUCACGAUAUGGCUACUACAUCGGCAUCUACGCGGCGCUCCAAGUUGGGGCUUUGGCACUUUCUGCCGCAGUCGAAUGGUGGUCUUUCAAUGUUAUGGCUGUGAAAACAGGCAUACAACUUCACAACGCUCUUGCUAAGACUGUCAUGUCAGCACCCUUGGAUUUCUGGAGUAAGGUCGAUAGUGGGAAUAUUUUGACAAGGUUCAGUCAAGACAUACAACUUUUGGACAUACAAUUGCCGCUAGCUGUUAUGGUCGUCACAACCACUUCACUUGUCUGUAUUGCUCAAGUAGGACUAAUCGCCUCUGCUUCCGCUUGGAUAGCCCUCAGUUUCCCGGCGCUUUUUGCGGUGUUCUACUUCGUCCAAAAGUUCUAUCUUAGAACAUCGCGUCAGCUGAGAUACCUGGACCUUGAAGAGAAAGCACCGGUUUACACACAAUUCAUGGAGACUCUUGACGGGCUGGCAACCAUUCGUGCGUUCCAUUGGAGCCAGCGCUCAGUCAAACACAACUUCGAGAUCGUCGAUCGCUCUCAAAAGCCCAACUAUCUCACUUGGGCUCUCAAGAAAUGGCUGGCCUUGGUGCUCGACCUCGUCAUCACCGGUAUAGCCAUUUUGGUCGUGGGAGUUGUUGUUAGGUUGCGAGACAGCUCUUCAGCCGGCUUCACAGGUGUCUCGCUUACACAGAUCAUCUCGUUUACUACCAACAUCAAGUACUUGAUCAUGUUCUGGACCCAGCUCGAGAGCUCACUUGGUGCUGUGGCUAGGAUCAGACAGUUUGAGAAGGACACCGCCACUGAAGAACAACCUGAAGAGACUCAUGAUCCUGCAUUCGACUGGCCCAGCAGAGGCUCCAUCGAAAUCGACAAACUGUCUGCAAAAUACAGCCCUGACAGCGAACGAUUGACACUCGACGACAUCACUAUUUCCAUUCCAGCAGGCUCUAAAGUUGGCCUCUGCGGCAGAACAGGAAGCGGUAAAAGCUCUCUGCUUCUGACUCUAUUCAAUCUGCUCACACCCGGAUCUGGCAAUAUUACGAUCGACGGUCUCGACGUCUCAACUAUUCGCCGUGAGACCUUGCGCUCACGUCUCAUUUGUAUCGCCGAGGAGCCAUUCAUGUUUCCCUCAAGCGUUCGAGAUAACCUCGCCCUCGACUCCAUAACAAUCACAGACGAGCAAAUGGUCUCAGUCUUGCAGCAAGCCGGGCUCUGGGAAGCUGUUGAAGUCAAAGGUGGCCUAGACGCGGAGAUGAAUGAGGUGCAUCUGAGCCAGGGAUCCAAACAACUGUUCAAUAUUGCUAGGGCAUUAUUGAGGAAAGAUCAAGGUAAAGUGUUGAUCAUGGACGAAGCUACGAGCAGCGUCGAUACAGAGCGCGUCAUCAAUAUCCAAGCUCUUAUUCGCAAGGAGUUUUCCAGCCACACGAUCAUCUCUGUCGCGCAUAAGCUGGAGACAAUCGUCGACUUCGACUUUGUGGGCGUGUUGGACGAAGGCAGAUUGGUCGAGUAUGACAACCCGAAGGCUUUGUUGAAGCAAGAAGGUUCGAGAUUCAAAGAUCUGUGGGAUGAGAGAUGAAGCAACAACGAGAGUUGUAGGCCGAGUUCGUUGGUCGUUCCGCUCUUGUUCGCCAGCUGUACCGCUUACUUCUUCUGUUGGUCUCAAGCCCUGAUUACCAAAUCCGCACAUGUAUGUGUCAUAAUUCCCUCAAUCAACCGCACCUCUUUACUGC
Aureobasidium pullulans EXF-150 is the source of this 4709-nucleotide messenger RNA. Its product is annotated as multidrug resistance-like protein. The coding region runs from base 221 to 4555 and encodes 1444 amino acids. The record is from RefSeq and is a predicted model, not a curated record. Lineage: Eukaryota; Fungi; Ascomycota; Dothideomycetes; Dothideales; Saccotheciaceae. Gene Ontology annotation, molecular function: ATP binding; ATP hydrolysis activity; ABC-type transporter activity. Gene Ontology annotation, biological process: transmembrane transport. The transcript is spliced from 15 exons. Gene Ontology annotation, cellular component: membrane.